Molecule: messenger RNA, 2909 nt
Organism: Misgurnus anguillicaudatus (oriental weatherfish)
Lineage: Eukaryota; Metazoa; Chordata; Actinopteri; Cypriniformes; Cobitidae
Product: single-minded homolog 2
Biological process (GO): regulation of transcription by RNA polymerase II
Cellular component (GO): nucleus; cytoplasm; transcription regulator complex
Molecular function (GO): protein dimerization activity; RNA polymerase II transcription regulatory region sequence-specific DNA binding; DNA-binding transcription factor activity, RNA polymerase II-specific
Source: RefSeq, a predicted model, not a curated record
UUCAGUCUUUCGGCUUCGAAGCGUCUAAAUGAUUGAGUGGAUCUGCAGUUUCUGAGGUGACUCACAGGAAUAUUCAGACAUCAGGGGAAAUGAAAAGGAAACUGUGAUUUUAAUGGAAAUCUGAAAAGAAACGCAUAUGGAAGGGUGGAAAUAUCUAAAGAGAAAAUACAUGGAAAAGCUCUUCACCGUCUUAUCAUCUUUAAUCUUUUCAGUCAUGUUUUAGUUAUAUCACCACAGCACAGAUUUAUUAGAAGCUGCGCAUUUGUAACGUUAUAGCCUAAUCAAUGAAUUGAAAACUAGCGUCAAAUCACGUCGAACUGGAACUCUGACGAUAAAGUCUAAAGAUUAAUUCAUCGUGUUUUGAGUUGAAUUGCUUUUUGUGAAGUAGUAUGUAAAGUUGUAGGCUUAUAAAUUGAAGUCUGUUGUGACGUGAAUUAAGGAUUUUAGAGUUUAAAUUCGUGUGAAAAGUUUCGCGAUAGAUGAGGUAUAGGCUAUUCGCUUCAUCGUUUCAUUUGAAAAUAUUAUUCCCACUGACAAUGUCCAAACAACAGGAACAUCAGGAAAAACGAAUCCUGGAAAUGAUUAAUAAACUGUAAAUCGUGCUUUAACGAAUAACAUGGUUAAAGUGCUUUAUUUUAUCAAAAAAACUAGAGAAGGACAGCAGUGCUUGUUGCUAAACUCCAUGUGUCAGAAAUGAAGGAAAAAUCUAAGAAUGCUGCGAAGACACGAAGAGAAAAAGAAAAUGGAGAAUUUUAUGAACUGGCCAAAUUGCUGCCGCUGCCCUCGGCCAUCACAUCUCAACUGGACAAAGCUUCAAUCAUCAGAUUGACCACCAGUUACCUGAAGAUGAGAGCUGUGUUUCCAGACGGUCUCGGAGAGGCGUGGGGUCAAUCAUCACGGAUGAGUCCUCUGGACGUCAUGGCCAAAGACCUCGGAUCUCACCUGCUGCAGACUUUAGACGGGUUUGUGUUUGUCGUGGCGCCAGAUGGAAAAAUCAUGUACAUUUCAGAAACAGCUUCAGUGCAUCUCGGUCUGUCACAGGUGGAACUGACUGGUAACAGCAUAUUUGAGUACAUCCAUCCUUCUGAUCACGAUGAGAUGAACGCCGUACUCAGCACACACCAACCUCUACACGCUCACUUCAUGCAAGAGUGUGAAAUCGAGCGCUCGUUCUUUCUGAGGAUGAAGUGUGUUUUGGCGAAGAGGAACGCAGGUCUUACGUGUGGCGGUUAUAAGGUGAUUCACUGCAGCGGGUACCUGAAGAUUCGUCAGUUCGUGAUGGACGUGUCACUCUACGAGUCGUGUUAUCAGAUUAUCGGUUUGGUGGCGGUCGGUCACUCCCUCCCCCCCAGCGGCAUCACUGAGAUCAAACUUCACAGUAAUAUGUUCAUGUUUCGCGCCAGUCUCGACCUCAAACUCAUCUUCCUGGACAGCAGGGUGGCAGAGUUAACAGGUUAUGAGCCGCAGGACUUGAUUGAGAAAACUCUCUAUCAUCACGUGCACGGAUGUGACGUGUUUCACCUGCGAUAUGCACAUCAUAUAUUGUUGGUGAAGGGUCAAGUCACCUCUAAGUACUACCGUCUGCUGUCGAAACACGGUGGUUGGGUUUGGGUGCAGAGCUGCGCUACGAUUGUGCACAACAGUCGCUCAUCUCGGCCACACUGCAUCGUCAGCGUCAACUACGUGUUGACGGAUGCGGAGCAUACAGAGAUGUUGUUAACUCAGGACCAGAUCAGAUCUAGAUCGUCUGUCUCCUAUAAAAACUGUCUUACAUCUCCUCAGGACUCACACAAACAGCUUAAAGCCAAAACUGCAAGAAUAAAAAACAAACUCAAAGUUUCUCCAUAUCCUCAGACUUCUCAGCAUCCUGAUAAACUGGAGUCUCAGCCGUGGAAGUCCAGUCAGGACGAGAGUGCCGUCUCGCUGCCGCAGAUCCCUGAACCACGACAGGUGGCGUCUUACUCUAUGCCCCACUCGUACACGAGCCUGCACGCAUCAGCCGAUGACCGAAAGCUGCGAGCGACGUCGAGCUCCCCCGGAAGACCCGUUCUGUCCUCGCUGCAGUCUCAGGACAACGUUCCCUGGAGCUUUAGUGAAAACAAACCUGCUGUAAAUCUCCAACCAGCCCGCAGCACAUACUCAGGUUACAGCAGGAGAUUCACCACCGAGCUGCUGCACGAAGGUUACAGAUCUAGUGGUGCGUUUAAAGAGGAACCGAACGAGACCCGGGAGGAUGACCCGGGCGGCCCGCCGCUGGCUACAAGCAUCUGUGAGCAUCCCAGAGGACAUCACGGGCCUCCGGGCCUCGGCCGCCACUUGCCCGUACAGAUGGUGUUGGAGCAGAGACGCAGGCUGUGUGUGACGGACGUCCCGUACGAGGCGAAUGACAGGCAAAGGUGUCCGGACCGACUCCCAGAGCAGAACAGCCUAGAGGAGAGGAGGCUUCUCUUGGAAAUGAGCCUUCCGCCACAAAGUUCAUUUGUUUCUUUGAACGUCCACCACGUUUUGGCCAAGCGUAGCUCCUUCCCAUCGGGCCCUUAUGCUCUGAGUCAUUUAACCGAGAACUACGGCUACCGAGGAGAGGAGGUGAAUCCGUGCUUGUACCGGACACAAAGUCCCACCUCCAGCCCCUCCCCUGAGGGACGACACGUUCCCCAUUACAUCGGCACGUCUGUUAUCAUAAGCAACGAAAGGUGACACUCAGAAUUCACUGGAUGAAUGACACGGACUGUAGCGGUUAAACAUUACAAUGACUAAGAGUUUACAGGCGGUCAAGAAGACAUUUUAUGCAAACUUACAAAGUCUACAGUGGAUAUAUAAACACACAUUGUCCCAAAGAGAUUUAUAGAUUCAUUGUUUUAUUGAAGCAACAAAAUGUCAGGAAUAAAACCUUUUCUAUUUUUGCUGCA